GUUACUUCUUGCGGAGCGCAUGCAAUCCCCUGCAAAAAAUUCUCAGUGACUUCAGAUCCAAGGAGGAGGUGAUAUUCAUGGGAGCACGGUUCAAACUCUCACUUGGAGCACAGCUUCAGCAGCCUUUCAGCCGCUGCUCUCUCUGCGCUUCUUUUCCUCUUAAACAUAAGCUAAAGAAGAUUGAAUAAUGUUUGCUUAAAAUAAUAAUAAUAAAAAAAUAAUAAAUUCUGGAGAUUUUUUUCUACCCGUGGACAGAUUUCAGGAGGUGAUUUGAGAACCUGAAGACAGACUGUUACCUGGGCAUUAUGAAAAGGUAUCCAGGCGUCUUUCACUGCUGGGAGAGGAUGCUUGUUUUGUAAAAAAUAUAUAAUAAAAAAAAUUGCUCAUAUUUUUGUGACUCUUGACAAAAACUGUAACGCGAUCUGCGAGUUUCUGCGCGCUACUUUUAAAACUGCAUGACCGAAAUGGAGCGCACCGGAUUAACUGUUUUAAUGGUUUUAAGUGUUGCGCUCAUGCGGGUUGGCGACGGUCACCAGGAGGCAACAGGUGGGAGGACCGGGGCAAGCCAGGUGGUCUCCGACCAUCAGAUCAGUCAGGGUCACUCUCCCAAAGAAGCUCUGGACCUCUCGAAAACACCUACCACCGGCCAGUCGACAACUCUGCACCGCACGUCCAGGGGAGCGUCAGCAUCCAGAGGUGAAACGGUUCACGUUGCUGGCGCAUCCGGGGAAGACCUCGUCUCAUCGUCGCACGGCAGAGCGCAGCGCACAGCCAGACACCCGCAAACGAGCAGAGUGAACCGCAGGCAAAGCAGCAAGCCCGGCUCCUCCAGCACAAGACGACUGGCUGGGCCAAAUGUCUGUGGAGGUCAGCAGUGCUGCUCUGGUUGGGUAGUGGCUCCAGGACCCAACCGCUGCAUAAAACCUGACUGCCAGCCCCCCUGUCAGAACCGCGGCUCCUGCAGCCGACCACAUACUUGUGUGUGCCGCUCAGGCUUUCAGGGGCCCCGCUGUGAGGAGGUGGCCCCCGAGCAGGUGUACAUUCGUGAGCAGGGCACUCUGAGGCGCAUUCAUCCAGGCACCAAACCCUUCCAGAGAGACCCACCACAGAGAAGACCCUCAGAGAGGAAGGCCACAGACACCAUCAAGCUCCAGACCCCACGACCUGUGACCACCAAGCAACCUGCCCAGACUGUAACCCAAGCAAGACGAGGACCUGCGUACUCCUCGCCUCAGCAGAGUGGGACCUCCCGUACCGUGAAGCGUUAUCCAUCGUCCUCUGAGCCCAUAACCUCCAAUGCCCUGCCCAACGGCAACGGCUUUGCAAACGGCCACAGCAGUGAGAACAGAAACUGGUACUCACACAGGAACAGACAAAGCAACACCCCAUCCCUUAACGGUCAAAGGUCUCCUAGUGAUAGCCAGGGACAGUUCAACAAUGUGUUGCAUCCAGCAGGGGCUAACCUCACCUCCAACCUUGACCGGAUUAAGAUUGUCUUCACACCUAUGCUCUGCCGAAGGGUGUGCAGUGGCGGGCACUGCUACAACAGCUGCGAGAAGGGAGAUGUUACCACUGUAUACAGCGACAACUCGCAGCAGCAGCAGCAGCAGCAGCAGCAGCAGCAGCAGCAGCAGCAGCAGCAGCAGCAGCAACAACAACAGCCAAAGAACCAAGGCUUCAGACUCUUCUUCUGUCAAAUCCCCUGCAUGAACGGAGGCCGAUGCAUUGGCAGGGACUUGUGUUGGUGCCCAUCGAAUUCAACGGGGAAAUUUUGCCACCUACCAGCACCACCACCUCCCAGACCCACUCCUCACAGUCGCAAGGAUGCAACCCACCAGGCAGCGAAAUCACCAUCCCAUUCCAUGUACACUUUGCCACUCUCCAAUCAGCAUGUGUCUCUCCACCCAUCGCUGGUGAACGUCCACAUACAACACCCGCCAGAGGCUGAGGUCCAGGUUCACCAAGUAGCUCGAGUCCAGCCUGGACAGAGACCAGCCACCACAGAUGGGGCUCAUUCUGUCCAGCAACGUUCCCAGCCUGGAAACGGACAUGAACACACCAGUGAACAUAACGGCAGACUCACACACGGCAAUGGCCACUGGAAUGGCCACAGUACAACUUCCAUCCUCCAGAAUGGACAUGUUGGCAGAUGCUUUCAGGAAACAGUAGAUGGACAGUGUGGCAAACCUCUGCCAGGCCUAACCAAACAGGAUGAUUGCUGUGGAAGUGUGGGGGCGUCAUGGGGUUUGAGCAAGUGCCAAAAGUGCCCAACCAAACCAGCAUAUGCAGUGAUUGCGAAUGGACAAGUGGAGUGUCCCAAAGGUUUUAAACGAAUGAACUUCACACACUGUCAAGACAUCAAUGAGUGCCUGUUGCCAGGGAUAUGUAAGAACGCUGAAUGUCUCAAUACCAAAGGAAGCUACAGGUGCACUUGUAAGCCAGGUUAUAUGUUAGAUGCUGCCAGAAGCCACUGUGUUUCUGACAAGGCAGUGUCUGACCACAGGGCCUCAUGCUACCGGUCAGUGUCAUCAGGAACAUGCUCUCUGCCUCUUGUCAAUCACAUCACUAAGCAGAUAUGCUGCUGCAGCCGUGUGGGCAAAGCCUGGGGAAAUGGAUGUGAUCGAUGUCCUUUGCCAGGUUCAGACCACUUCAAGGAGAUCUGCCCAGCUGGUCAUGGAUACACAUACUCACGCUCAGAUGUGCAGAUUUCUCUCAGGCAGCUGGAAGAUGAUGAGCUGCAGAGCACAGGAGUGACGCUGGAGGAGCAGGAGCCUGAGUUGCCGUCCUCCCAGCCUUCACGACACAACAACUACCCUCAAACACCUCAAAUACCCCAGUACCCCGAGACACCACGAGUACCUCAGUACACUUUGACUUCACAAUAUCCCUCAGAAUCAGGACAAGAAACACCUAAACUGCAAGACGAUCUGGAAAUUCUGAUGCCGCCGCCUGUUGUGACGGACUCAACACCAAAUUAUCCAGAGAGCUCUCCAGACUCCCCUGAUUUCAACAUAAGGCCAGAUUUAAAGGAAACAAGCCCUGGAGUUUCCGUCACUGGCAUUAAAAAGUGUGCUACUUCACCAAAUAUAUGUGGGCAUGGAAAAUGUGUUCCUGUGCAGAAUGGAUACACUUGCGACUGUGAUCCAGGGUUCAAGCUCAAUGCAUUGCAGAACAGUUGCAUUGAUGUGAAUGAGUGUGAAAUGGACCCAUGUGAGGGUAAGGGUCACUGCAUAAACAGCUAUGGCUCCUACACAUGUCAGUGCCACAGAGGCUACAGCCAGGUGAUCACCCAGAACAGGAAAUUCUGUCAAGACAUCAACGAGUGCAGCAUGCCCAACAAGUGCCAGAACGGCCAGUGCGUCAACACUGAGGGAUCUUUCACCUGCGAAUGCAAUGACGGCUACUCCAAAUCAGGGCGAGGCCUUUGUGAAGACGUAGAUGAGUGCAGAGAUCACAGCUCCUGUCCCAACGGCAUCUGCGUCAACACUCUUGGCUCCUUCCAGUGCCAGACCUGUGGCCGGGGCUUCAGGCCCAUUGGUGGGAGAUGUGUAGAUAUCAAUGAAUGCUUGAACCAAACCAUGUGCGGUCGUGGUCGGUGUGUCAACACAGAGGGCUCCUAUACAUGCAACUGUUUCCACGGCUACAUGCUCUCAUCAAACAAUUUUUGCCAAGAUGUGGAUGAAUGCAUGCUUCCGGGGAUCUGUCUCCAUGGCCGCUGCGUCAAUCUGGACGGCACCCACAAGUGCACCUGUAACCUUGGUUACCAAGUCUCCUCAGACAGCAAGUCGUGUGAAGACGUCAACGAGUGUGCGAGUGGUACAGCGUGCCCAGUGGGGAUUUGUAUCAACACAGCAGGUUCCUACAGUUGCCAGAACUGCAGGCCUGGGUUUGGACCAUCCACUAAUGGGCUGAGAUGUGAAGACAUUGAUGAGUGUGCACAGGGAGGCGUUUGCUUUGAAGGGGUGUGUGCCAACACACAGGGAUCCUUCAUUUGCACUCAAUGCAAAGCUGGCUAUCAAGUGUCUGAGGACAGGCAGAGGUGUGAAGAUAUCGAUGAGUGCCAGUACCUGUCUACCUGUUCCAAUGGGAUCUGUCUAAACUCAGAAGGGUCUUAUACAUGUGAGAACUGCCCUGCAGGGUAUCAAGUGUCUUUUGAUGGGGAACUUUGUCAAGAUAUCGAUGAGUGUGCAAUGGCAACCACCUGUCCCCAGGGAAAAUGUACGAACACGAAGGGUUCGUUCACGUGUGUCACCUGUCAACCUGGUUUCACAGUUUCUGAUGAUGGACAAAAAUGUGAAGAUGUGGAUGAGUGCUCCGAGGGUAACUUGUGUCCUGGCCAACUGUGCGUUAACACCCCAGGAUUUUACACCUGCAGGAGCUGUGGAGCUGGUUUCCAACUGUCUGAAGACAGUCACACCUGUGAAGAUAUUGACGAGUGCCAGACUGCAGGUGUUUGCCUCGCAGGUGUCUGUGUUAAUACGGAGGGCUUCUUCUCCUGCAUGCCCUGCGAUCCAGGCUUCAGCGUAGCGCCCAAUGGCCUCUCGUGUGAAGAGGUAAAUGAAUGUGAGGAUGCAAGCCUGUGUCUGGGAGGCCAGUGCAUCAACACCAUCGGCUCCUAUGUCUGUUUGUGCCCACCUGGACUGGAGUCGGGAGGGACAUCUUGCAGAGACAUCAACGAGUGUUUAACGGGAAUUUGUGGAGAAGGAAGCUGUUUGAAUACGGAGGGUUCCUACAGAUGUAUGUGUCCUGAUGGAUUUACCACCACCGAUAAACCCCCUGGCUGCUGGGACAUCAACGAGUGUUUAACGGGAAUUUGUGGAGAAGGAAGCUGUUUGAAUACGGAGGGUUCCUACAGAUGUAUGUGUCCUGAUGGAUUUACCACCACCGAUGAACGCCCUGGCUGCCAGGAUGUUGAUGAGUGCAGCAGAGAUGAUGUCUGCAUUCGAGGAGAGUGUCUGAACACUGAUGGUUCUUUCUUAUGCUUGUGCGAACCCGGCUUCAAGUACAACACUGAUUCAGCUGACUGUGAAGACCAGGAUGAGUGUAAAGAGUUUGGAAGUUUGUUGUGUGGUACCUGGACCUGCAAGAACACCAUCGGCUCCUAUAAGUGCUUCAUGCAGUGCCAGCCUGACAUGCUUAGCGGAGACUGCGAUAUCGAUGAAUGCAACAAUGAGACCAUCUGUGGGAGCCACGGCUUCUGCGAGAAUACAGUCGAUUCCUUCCUAUGCCAUUGUGACCAAGGGUACACCAACCCACCCGGAGAUAUUACCAGAUGUGUUGACCUGAACGAGUGUGAGAUGAGCUCGGCGCGGUGCGGAGAGGCCCUGUGUGAGAACUUUGACGGAAGCUUCCUGUGCAUCUGCCCCAACGACAAUGAGGAAUUUGAUCCUGAAACCAACCAGUGCCGCUCCAUGGAUGUUCCUGACACUAAGCCGGAGUCUCCAUCCACUCACAUAACUGAAGAGAGGAAAGAUUGCUAUUAUAAUCUAAAUGAUGCCAACAUCUGCAACAAUGUCUUGUCUCGUAACACCACCAAGCAGGAAUGCUGCUGCACAGCCGGCGCCGGCUGGGGCGACAACUGUGAGAUCCACCCCUGUCCUCCUGUAGGAAGAGAUGAUUACAAUCAGUUGUGUCCCCAUGGCAACGGAAUAUUAACUUUACCUGGGUCUUCUUUACUGGGUCAUGGAGAAAACCUCCGCUACAAAGAUGCAAAUGAAUGUGAAAUGUUUGGAAGCGAGAUAUGCAAGAAUGGGCAAUGUUCCAAUUUCUUUUCUGGGUAUACCUGCUACUGUCAGUCUGGAUAUUUCUACGACAAAAUCCGGCUUGAGUGUGUGGAUUAUGAUGAGUGUGGAUUUGGAAACCCUUGUGAAAACGGAGCAUGUGUGAACACGGCAGGAUCGUUCAACUGUUUCUGUAGUCCUCCGCUAGUCCUGGACAGCACACAGCACCGCUGCGUCAGUCCCAACACAACAGAAGGCAUCAUAGGUUCUGAUCAGGAUGUGAACGCAAAUAUUUGCUGGCGCCGACUUGAAGGGAACAACAUUUGUGCAGAACCGAUUCAGGAGCUCAGAACAACAUUCACUGAAUGCUGCUGCCUGUACGGCGUCGCCUGGGGACAGUGUGCACUCUGCCCCAGGAAAACUUCUGUUGAUUAUGCUUCCAUGUGCAACCUGCCUUGGACAGAAGGCGCAGACAGCCUUCGAGAGCAGAUAGGAUAUGAGUAUGGCAUUGAAGAGCCAGGGCUUCCUCCAUACUGGGAUAACUAUGGCGGUGGCAUUCCUGAAAGUGUUCCCAUAUUUACUGACAGUGACUACAACAACCCGCAACCACCCUUUCGUGUCCCAGUCCUACGUCCAGGUGGGAGCCAACCCCAACCACUGGAUCGCUAUACAGAGCGGCGUUACGACAGCUUUGAGGGUCUCCAAGCGGAAGAGUGUGGGAUCCUGAACGGAUGUGAUAAUGGACGCUGCGUUCGUGUUCGAGAGGGCUAUACCUGCGACUGCUUCGAUGGUUACGAACUUAACCUGGAUAAGAUGGCCUGCAUAGACAUAAACGAAUGUGAGGACAUCAGUGACAAGGUCCCGUUGUGUCAGAACGGCCAGUGCAUCAACACCGAGGGGUCCUACAAGUGCACCUGCCUGCCCGGCUUCGUGGCCUCCGCCAAGCCACAUAAAUGCAUCUCAGCAAUCCCAGAGUCCACAUUCAGGGGGGCAGAAAACUGAAAGAGAAACAAACUUUUCCUGCUUCUUAAAACCAUCAUCAUCCCCGUGCUCUGUCCACCAGAGAGCUCGGCACUAAACCUCCAACAGUAACACUGUUCGUCCAAGCUUUUCUCCCCACAUGUUGCUGACGCACACAAACGUACACAAGCUUUCUCAAAUCCCUUCCCCUGUUACGUAUUCAAGAGGACCAGGAAAUGUGCAUUGAAUGUAUUACACGGGAUUUAUUGUUCACCACAUUUCUGUUUGCCUUAAAGGGAUUGUUUUUGAGACUGAUUCUUUCAUAUAUUGAGUGACCCCAGGCAAAUUGAUCUGUUUAUAUAUUUCCCACUGUAUUUUCUCUGUCAAUUCACUUUUUCGAAGUUUGUUAUUUAUUUCAUUGACAUGACGGGCCUCUGAAAGUUUAGAAAGCAUCCGGUUUCAGAGGUUAGACUUGAUUCCUCUCAUUUCUCACAGAGACUCUGUGAUUAGAUGAAUAAUGUACAUUUUAAAGAGAAGGAAUUUCUGAAGAAAUAUGUCAUAUAUCGUCUUAUAUCUAUCUGGGUCAACAAACAGAAUUUUUCCCACAGCUGCCUUUCUUCAGGAUUUCUGAACCGAUCACCCAAACUUUCACGUUAAAAGCUCCACAAGCUUUGACAGACUGUACAUGUAUAUGAGGUUCUGUGAGAUGUUCAGAAAAUGGUGCUCCCAGUAGACUGUUUAGGACCAUUUUCAAAAAAUGAAAUGUAAUACUAACCCCCAUUUCUUUCUCUUAUAAUAGUAUUGAUCUGUUUCAUGCUUUUAUUUUUAAAGAAAUGAAAAGAAAAAACAAGCCUUGUUUGCAUUUUCUGCAAGAAAUUCUGAAAUAACGAGAAAUUGAUUUUAUUUGCCAUUGAAUUUAUUGACCAUUGUCACAGAGAAAAAGGAAUACUUCUUCAGACCAUGCCCAAGUGUCCUCCACAUUUAUUGGCACCCCUUGUAAAGAUGUGUAAGAAUGCAUUUGUAUUUUAUUCUGCAAGUGUUAUUUUUGAAA
Molecule: messenger RNA, 7731 nt
Organism: Xiphophorus maculatus (southern platyfish)
Lineage: Eukaryota; Metazoa; Chordata; Actinopteri; Cyprinodontiformes; Poeciliidae
Gene: ltbp2
Product: latent transforming growth factor beta binding protein 2
Exons: 42
Coding region: 456-6722 (2088 amino acids)
Molecular function (GO): calcium ion binding
Source: RefSeq, a predicted model, not a curated record